Messenger RNA from Brassica napus (rape), 1250 nucleotides. RefSeq names its product protein ATAF2. The transcript has 3 exons. The record is from RefSeq and is a predicted model, not a curated record. Gene Ontology annotation, biological process: regulation of DNA-templated transcription. Gene Ontology annotation, molecular function: DNA binding. Bases 105 to 941 code for a protein of 278 amino acids. Lineage: Eukaryota; Viridiplantae; Streptophyta; Magnoliopsida; Brassicales; Brassicaceae.
CUUCGUCUUCUCACUCUCAUCUCCUCGAUUACAAUCUUCAGCAGGCGAAGGAGAAGGGAAAAAAAAAUUAAACGAAGAGAUUUGAAGAGAGAAAAGAGAAGAGAAUGAAAGCAGAGCUGAACUUACCUGCAGGAUUUCGAUUCCAUCCAACAGACGAAGAGCUUGUGAAAUUCUACUUGUGCCGGAAAUGCUCAUCGGAGCAGAUCUCAGCUCCGGUUAUCGCAGAAAUCGAUCUUUACAAGUUCAAUCCUUGGGAGCUUCCAGAGAUGUCUCUGUACGGAGAGAAAGAGUGGUACUUCUUCUCACCUCGAGACCGGAAAUACCCAAACGGUUCUCGUCCAAACCGGGCAGCUGGAACCGGUUAUUGGAAAGCCACCGGAGCAGAUAAACCAAUCGGUAAACCGAAGACGUUGGGUAUUAAGAAAGCUCUAGUCUUCUACGCUGGGAAAGCUCCAAAAGGGAUUAAAACGAAUUGGAUAAUGCACGAGUAUCGUCUCGCUAAUGUCGAUAGAUCAGCUUCUGUUAACAAAAAGAACAACCUACGACUUGAUGAUUGGGUUCUAUGUCGAAUCUACAACAAGAAAGGAACCAUGGAGAAGUAUUACCCUGCGGAUGAGAAACCGAGGACAGCGACAUCAAUGGCGGAUCAAUCAUCAUCGCCUUUUGACACAUCGGACUCGACUUACCCGAACGAUUCGAGCAGCUCGGGCGGCCACGUGGUGUCACCGGAUGCCAAGGAGGUUCAGAGCGAGCCUAAAUGGGGAGAGCUCGAAGAUGCUUUAGAGGCUUUUGAUACUUCAAUGUUUGGUGGUUCCAUGGACUUGUUGCAGAGCGACGGUUUUGUUCCUCAGUACUUGUACCAGCCUGAUUAUUUCACUCCCUUCCAGGAUAUGCCCCAGCAGAAACCGUUCUCGAAUUGGAGUUUUGCUCCACAUGGGUAAAAAGGGAAGAAAGGAGUAAAUGGUGGUUUAACUGUGUGGUGAAGUGCUUAGAGAGAAGUUUUUUCUCUCUAAGCACUUCACCACACAGUUAAACCACCAUUUACUCCUCUCUCUAAGCACUUCACCACACAGUUCUCAAUCAUCUUUGUUUCUUAGUAGUAAAAAAGAUUGUAGAUGUUAAUAGUUGUUAGCAUCAUAGACAAAUUCUUGUUAUUUCAUCAUAAUUUUAUAUGGAAAAUAUUCAAAUUCUUCACGAUGUUGCACCUAUGUAGAUACUGAUAUAUAAAGAGAUAUUAAGAUUCAGAAAUA